CAAUUAUUUAGAUAUGUAUAUAUUUAUAUGUUAACAUUAUUUUAUCGAUUAUUAUAUAUUUAUUUAAGUAUAUAUUUGUCUUUAGUGUCAGGUGGAAGUAUAGCUGGUAGGACUGUGUUUUAUAUUUUAUAUAUUUGGUAUGGAGAAAUAUAUGCAAUAGCAUCUUCUGUUUCGAAUGAAAAUGAUUCCUUAUCAUUCGAACAAUACCAAAGUUAUCGCUCCCAACACCCGGGACCUCUCUCAGAGAGGUCCUUCAAUAAAUGGAAACGUAAUGGCGGUAUGGAUGAGCCCUCCUUUAAAUGGAGGGCUCAUCCAUACCGGGGUGUUGGGAGACACCGAAGAAAAAACAGCAACCAAAAGGUUGUAAAUGUCUUCUAUCAGUAGAGAUAUUUAUGACUUU
Hydra vulgaris (swiftwater hydra) is the source of this 400-nucleotide messenger RNA. Lineage: Eukaryota; Metazoa; Cnidaria; Hydrozoa; Anthoathecata; Hydridae. The record is from RefSeq and is a predicted model, not a curated record.